Hemiscyllium ocellatum (epaulette shark) is the source of this 1047-nucleotide messenger RNA. Its product is annotated as late histone H2B.L4-like. Gene Ontology annotation, cellular component: nucleosome. The coding region runs from base 7 to 384 and encodes 125 amino acids. The record is from RefSeq and is a predicted model, not a curated record. NCBI's taxonomy places the organism in Eukaryota, Metazoa, Chordata, Chondrichthyes, Orectolobiformes, Hemiscylliidae. The transcript has a single exon. Gene Ontology annotation, molecular function: protein heterodimerization activity; structural constituent of chromatin; DNA binding.
GGCAUUAUGGCUGAGGAUAAGAAGGGUCAAGUUGCCAAGAAGGGCGCCAAGAAAGCGGUGAAGAGGGCGCCACCGAAGGGCGGCAGGAGGAGGAAGCGGUCCAGGAAAGAAAGUUACGCCAUCUACAUUUACAAAGUGAUGAAGCAGGUUCACCCCGACACCGGCAUCUCCUCCAAGGCCAUGAGCAUCAUGAACUCGUUCGUUAACGAUAUUUUCGAGCGUAUCGCGGGGGAGGCUUCCCGCCUGGCCCAUUACAACAAGCGCAGUACCAUCAGCUCCCGGGAGAUCCAGACCGCCGUGCGGCUGCUGCUGCCCGGGGAGCUGGCCAAGCACGCCGUGUCGGAGGGCACAAAGGCGGUGACCAAGUACACCAGCUCCAAGUGAAGGACCGCAUUGUACUGAAACAUACACAUCCACAACCCAAAGGCUCUUUUAAGAGCCACCUACAACUUCCCUGAAACAGCUGAAUCGUUAUGUUUGUGUUUUUUAAUUCAUAUAUCUACGAGAUUUGUGUUUUAUAAACGUUCUGUCAAGUAUUGAGUGAUCGCUGACCCCGUCCGCGCCUUAUUCUCUGGUACCUUCAUGUGUAUCCUGUAGUCCCUGGCUGGGGAGAGAGAUCAUGUUAAACGCCACUGUCAUUUUUCAGUUGAUUGUAUGUGUCCUUGUUGCUCUUGGUUAUUCGAUCAGUUCAGGAGCUAAAAACCCCGGUGGGGCAUGAACCCUGAGUUUCAUCCCCAUCAAACCAAAUGCCCCCGGCACCCGCCGGCAAGUCAAAAAAAAGGUUUCCCUCCGAGUCCGAUUUUACUUUAUUUAUUUUUAAUUUCCAAAUCUCCGCACGGGUAUUGUCCGGAUGCAGAGCCUUGCCAAAUACACCGAAAUAAAACUAGAACAGCUGCAGAAGUGGCAAUAAAUGUGGAGUUUUUUUAUCGAUCUAUGAUCGUGUGCAAUAGGAGGGUAACUUUACAAUAUUCUCGAACGAUCGUGUUCACUAAUGCGCUUACUUGUGAGAACGUAAUCUCAUGUUGUAUCAGUAGAUCGGGGUGCUGU